CAAUGGCGAGCUUUCUAGAAGCACAGUUUGGUGAAUAAUUGAUUUUAAUUUCAAUAUAGAGCAGCUGCAGAUUGCACUUCAUUUUUACCUGAUACUGAAACAGUCAACCAGUGAAGAUGGCGUGGUUGACUCGAUUUCUCACGGCGGUGGCGUUUUUGGCGAUCGGCGUUGUUUUUUCGCCGGAAACAUUCGGAUCUAAGUCAGACGGCCAGCACUCGCACUUGCUCCUCUCCUCGCUGAAAUUGGCGCACCUUCUCUGCUUCUCUACCGCCUGGGGCGCCGCUCUCUGGGUGACAUUCAUCGGCGGCAUUAUUAUGUUCAAGAAUCUGCCUAGGCAUCAGUUUGGGAACCUACAGAGCAAGAUGUUUCCAGCAUACUUUUCCAUGGUGGGAGUGUGCUGUGCAGUGGCAGUAGGGUCUUUUGGAUACUUGCACCCAUGGAAGACAUCGGGGUCGACUGAGAAGUACCAGCUCGGCUUCCUGGUUGCUGCAUUUGCUUUCAAUCUGAGCAAUCUUGUUAUCUUUACGCCCAUGACCAUCGAGAUGAUGAAACAAAGGCACAAGAUCGAGAGAGAAGUAAAUAUUGGGGAGGAAGUUGGGUGGACGAAGAACCAAGAAGUUGCGAAGAAAAAUCCGAAGCUUGCAGCGAUGAACAAGAAGUUCGGGAUGAUCCAUGGAUUGUCUUCUCUUGCUAAUAUCUUCUCAUUUGGUAGCCUUGCCCUCCACUCAUGGUAUUUAGCUGGUAAACUCAAUCUGUAAAUCUGCUGCAUAUCCUCUUCACUGAGAAAAUUAUGCUUGGCUGUAUUUACAUGUAAUAUCAAUUAUAAUAUCUGCUCAUUAUAUCUUUUUCCAAAGAAAUAGUACUAUGUAGUAUUUUAGGACUAAACUUUGAAAAUAAUACAUUUCCAUUCUGUUGUUUGGGAAGUUGGAACUGCUCUUUAUGGGCAUGCUUUGUGUUUCGGAGCCGCCCCAUUGGUUGUUCUAGCAUCUGUUUGUAUUAAGCAAUUUUAUAAGGUGUAUAAAAUACUAAACUUUUAAUUGGUUUGA
Molecule: messenger RNA, 1046 nt
Organism: Salvia hispanica
Lineage: Eukaryota; Viridiplantae; Streptophyta; Magnoliopsida; Lamiales; Lamiaceae
Source: RefSeq, a predicted model, not a curated record